GGAUUAUAGAGCGGGACCUGGCCGCCGGAGGUGGACCUGGAGCUGGCCUGUCUCCUUUUCUCAAGUAACGGGGAGCCUGGACACAGGAGAGGAUACACAGCCCGGCCUGAUUCCGAUUUUAAUCCGACCGUGUAUUUUACCCGUGUUUUUUUUAAAAGGAGAAUAUCGUACAGUUUUUUUAAAAUUUUUUUUUUGACUGUGGCCCCUUUUUAAAAUCCCGGAGCUCGAGGAUGUACCGGGCUUCUCGCGACGCUGCCUCCAGGGAAAACGUGCUGCCCCCCGGCGUGAAAGCCGCCAGCUGGCAGGAUCAGGAGGCGAGAGGCCGGGAGCGGAAUGCGGGCAGAGUGGCCACCCCUACCCCUGUCGGGGGCAGGAAGGUGCUCGGAGUGUUGCACAGUAACCAGGCUUUACAGCCCCACCACAAGUCCGUUUCAACAUCAGGAUUUAACUGCAACAAUGAGAACUGUGGUCAUCUACCGGCAGGAAAAGCACCAGCAAAACCAUCAUUCACUAUCCAUGAAGAUGAACCUGAUGGUGCUCCAUGUCGAAGUACAAGUAAUAAUGCAGGAAAUGUUGCAAACCUGACACUAAAUUCAACUGUACUAUCACUUGGAAAUUGCAAACCUUUGGCUUCCAUUGAGUGUGCUGCAGAUGUUAGCUUUGAUUCCCCAAUGGUGUUGGAUAUGUCAGUAUCUUCAGUUGAAGAAAAACGAGUACAUGCUAAUGUAUUACCUGAAUACGCAGAUGACAUACACAAAUACCUAAGAGAAAUGGAGCUGAAAUGCAGGCCCAAAGCAGGGUAUAUGAAGAAACAGCCUGAUAUAACUAAUAGUAUGAGGGCUAUCCUUGUUGAUUGGCUUGUGGAAGUUGGUGAAGAAUACAAAUUGCAGAAUGAAACCCUAUAUCUUGCUGUAAACUACAUUGACAGAUUCUUGUCAUCCAUGUCUGUCCUCCGAGGGAAGCUCCAGCUUGUAGGAACUGCUGCCAUGCUGUUGGCAUCAAAAUUUGAAGAAAUAUACCCACCGGAGGUUGCCGAAUUUGUGUACAUUACUGAUGAUACCUACUCAAAGAAGCAGGUUCUACGGAUGGAACAUCUUAUCCUGAAAGUUUUGGCAUUUGACUUGGCAGCACCAACAAUAAACCAAUUCCUUAAUCAGUAUAUUGGACGUGAAAAAGCCAGCAGUAAAGUUGAGAGCUUGUCUAUGUACCUAGCAGAGCUCAGUUUGAUUGAUUGUGAACCAUUCCUAAAAUACCUGCCUUCAGUUCUUGCCGCAUCUGCCUUUUGUUUGGCCAACUAUACAAUAUCACGAACUAGCUGGCCUAGAUCAUUAGCUCAAUUGACAGGAUACGUCUUAGAAAGCUUAAUGCCUUGUGUGACAGACCUUCACCAAAACUACCUCAAAGCACCCGAGCAUGCGCAGCAAGCAGUACGGGAGAAAUAUAAGAGCUCUAAGUAUCAUGGGGUGUCAAACAUUGACCCACCACUUUCCUUGGACCUGCUGCUUUUAAAACAGUGAUGCUGUCAGCCUUGUUUAGUGUGUGUAUAUAUUGCAUACAUUUGUAGAAUCUGAAGAGUAUUUUUGUACAGCUCAGUAUUUUAAACGUAAUGUGGACUUUGACCAACCUGCCACUGCAAUCUCCAGCACUGGAUAGCUGCAAUCUACACCAGUAGUAAUUUGCAAACUUUUGUGGGAUAAUACAACAGGUGAAAUAUGUUUUAUACUUGUACAUUUCUGAAUUAUGAACUCGUGCAAUCCCAUUGUAUACAACUUUUAUAUUUUAGAGUUAAAUUAACCAAGCCCAAACGAACUAAUAGGAUAUGUUUUGUUAAUUCACUUGGUAAAACUAUGUGCGUACAAUUUUUUUAUCGCAAGUAGAGUAUUAGGUAUCUUUUAAAGAAUGCCGAUGUAUUAUUUUAUAAUGAUCCUGACUGGCUUCUUUCAACCAAUGUCAGUUGAACAAAAAUGUCAAUUAAACAUGCCAAGUGGGUAAAGUAUGGCCAGUCUUGCCCGGUGUACUAAUUUAGUAAGAUCUAAUGGUGCUUCCACGAUUUGAGGGGGAAAAUCUUUCGAAUGUGGAUUAUAAUGACUGCAAUAUAGGCCUGUUGGGGUAUGCUCAAUAUUAUGUCCAAACACAAUCCUCCAAUUUAGCUAAACAAGCAUUUGGCAUACACUUGUUGAGGAUUAAUUACUUUUGCUUAUGAUGUCCAAUUCCAUUGAUGCCAUUUCCCUACUGCUUGUCAGUUGAGGUUAAAAUUCUUGAACUAUCAUAAGGAGAUUUAAUUCGACCCUGUUUUUGAUUAAAAUAUGCCUUUACCAGAAAUCUGUCCUCUUUUGAAUAAGCAAACAUGCGUUAACAUCAACUUUUGAGCUUUCUUCUUCUUCACUCUCUUUCAAAACUUUGGCCUUUUGGAUUGAGAUAUGUGAUGGGAAGAGGAGUUGCUAUUACAGUUGGACAAUCAAUACAUGAACACUGAUUUGUGUUUUUAGGUGUAUACUCAACCUUUUUGGUUGCACUAAACUUCUUUCUUUGUGCCUGAAAACCAUGGCAUAACUAGGCAGGGAAAAAUCAAGCCCUUGUUACCAUGCCUAUUUGAAUGGCUUCCAAUGUAAAUUAUGGAAUAUGUAACAAAUUCACAAAUAAACAUGCAUUCAGUUCA
Molecule: messenger RNA, 2659 nt
Organism: Hemiscyllium ocellatum (epaulette shark)
Lineage: Eukaryota; Metazoa; Chordata; Chondrichthyes; Orectolobiformes; Hemiscylliidae
Gene: ccna2
Product: cyclin A2
Exons: 8
Coding region: 231-1517 (428 amino acids)
Biological process (GO): regulation of cyclin-dependent protein serine/threonine kinase activity; mitotic cell cycle phase transition
Cellular component (GO): cytoplasm; nucleus; cyclin A2-CDK2 complex
Molecular function (GO): cyclin-dependent protein serine/threonine kinase regulator activity
Source: RefSeq, a predicted model, not a curated record